AUGAAGGAGGACAGCUGUAUCGCAGAGGUCAGUGUAGUUCGCUAAUGUACAUUAAAUGUAAACUAGAAUUUCAGACAAAGCAUGUCUUGAUUAAAAGCACGUUUGGUGCAUGCAUGAAUCCCUAUACAAACUACACAAUAAAGGAUUGCUAUAUUAUUAGUAUUUUCUAGCUAAUGACUAAUAUAUUUUGACGAAAUAUCUUCUGAUCAAUAUGAUUUAAUAUAAAUCAAAAUGUUUUCAAUACAUCUUACAAUAGAGUCACGUGGAAUGUUUAUAAAAGUAGGUACGCAAAGCGUACAAGCAUCAGGGGCAACAUUAAUCUUUUGAUUGUUGUUCUCGUUACGUUGUUGAGUAUUAUUAUUUUGUUGAUGUUCCAGUUGUUGGUCAUGUUGUUCGAUUGUAGUGGUGUUAUUCCACUGGUGGUGUAGUUUUAGUUAUAUUUAUAUAUUAAAGAAAUAAUUUUGUAAUACAAAUAAUAAAAAGAAAAUAAUAAGAGGAGAAGUUGAAAUUUAAUGAAAUUCUGGCAGCUUAAUAAUUAAGUGGUCUUCCGGAAAAGAAGAAAUAUAAUUAAUAACAAGACAUCACUUGUUUAUAGGAUCUGGACUACCGACAAAAUUUCCAAGAAUUAUUUGAAAACGCGACAACCAUAAUUGAACGCCUUGAUCAACCAAAUGAUUCAACCAUUCCUGAAAAUCCUGUCGAAAACCAUGAAGGAAAAUUUGCAGAUCUGGCCAUGCGAGUAUUACAUGUCCAAAAAUUUUUUCCAAAAUCACAUAACGACGAUCCAUUCCUUAAGAAAUACUCCAACCUGCCUGGUAAGGAUGACCACUUAAAAGAAGAAGAGGGUGUCAAAAUAUCAUCAAGCACUGCAGAUGUGGGAUCAAAAGAUAUCACGACAAUCGUGAAGAAACAAUCCGGAUUCAUAAAUGUAGAUCCUUUUGACACCAGGUACCUCAUGUGGCUGUUUAUAGUCUCUAUAGGCGUUGGUUACAACUACUGGACUAUUAUUUUACGUAUUUCAUUUGUUGAAGGAAUGGAUAGACACUAUAGAGGCCUUUUUGUCUUAGAUUAUAUCAUAGACUUGAUAUUUUUAUUGGAUAUUUAUAUGCAAUCCCGAACAGGAUAUAUGGAAAACGGUGAAUUAGUUAUUGAUAUUUUAAAAACAAGAUACCACUACAUGAAAACAUUCGGUUUUUGGCUUGAUUGUCUGAGUGUCAUGCCGCUAGAUUUACUUUAUUUCAUCUUUGGAGUAAAUCCAGUAUUUCGGUUAGCAAGACUAUUCAAGCUUCAUCGUUUCUUGUCGUUUUAUGAACGAAUACAAGUGGUUACCAAUCGUCCUAACCUGUUCAAUCUCGCUAUGUUGGUACAUCACGUGUUCUUGAUUAUCCAUUGGGUUGCCUGUGCUUAUUUCUUGGUGUCCAAAAGUAUGGGUUAUGGAUCUGAACCAUGGGUAUAUCCAGUACUCGAGGGAGAAUGGGCCGAGGUAAGGUCAUAAAAUGUUAUUCUUAACAAUAGACCUUACCGAUUAUUCUCUUUUACCCAAUGGCCUCGUUUUCAUGUCAAAUACUUACUCAUGUUUUGUGCUUAGUACACUCUUAAAAAUAGGUGUGCUACAAAACACACAAAAACGUGUUAUAUAGCAUGUUAGGUGUGUUAUACAACACAUUUUACUCUUACGAUUUCGACGUAACACACCUUUGUGAGUUAAAUAACACACAGAGUGCGUUAUAUAACACACAGUGUGCAGUGCUUAAUACACAGCGAUGGAGGUGAAUGUGUUAGAUAACAGACUUUCAGAAAAACACACCUUUUCUACCGUGUUACUUAGUUGUUAACACUCACAAGUGUGUUUAUUAACCCAAGUUUGAAGAUAAACACACUUUAAUAAAAAAACACACUGCACAGAAGAAUAUAGGGUUGAAAAUUACUUUGUUAUUGAGUCUAAGAACAGCAAGAAACAAAUUCGUCCAGGAAAACAUGGGAAUAUAAUCUUUAUCUGCCUUCGACAUGCUAAAAUAUGUUAAUUAACAUGGAAACGAGGCCUUAGGGUAAAAGAGAAUAAUAGGUAAGGUCUAUUGCUAGCAAAUACAUUAGUCAACUAAGAAAGUUGUAAAUCCUUUCAGUAAUUUCAAGAAAAGGAACAAUUUCUGGUAGAAUUACAAAUUAAGCUUUCCAUCACAUGCGUCUGAUACCACUUUCGGCAUUCUUUUAUGAAAUUUUUCAAAUAGACCCAAAUGUGGUUGUGUAAAGUCGAAUCGAAAUUGCUUCAUUUUAAAGUGCGGGUUACGAAAUCAAGACUAACAACCGUUAUACGGGUGCAAAUAUAUAAGUGCAUGUGUUUUGAUUAAAAAAUUUCAGUGCUCAAUAACAUAAAAAUAGAGUAAAUUUGUAUAGAUUGGCUUACCUCAAAAGCAUAACGUCAGUUCAUUUUCAUGCUAGCUAGCGUAAUAUCAUGUAUCAGGCGAUUUUAUCUUUAAAAAGUUCAAUAUCUAAAACUUUCGGUUUUUGUAGAAGCUUAUCCAACAUAUUAUUUCUAGCGGUGCUGGGGUAAGAGGAAAUGAGAGCGGGAAAAAAUACAUUUCGAUUUCAUUCUCUCCUCGGUUUAUCUUUCAACUUCUGACAUCAUUCUACAUAUUUUCCCUACAGAUUACCCGGCAAUAUCUUUACUGCUUUUACUUAUCCAGUAUCACAAUGACAAUCGUUGGAAAUUUACCAAGUCCUAACACCCCGCAGACAAUGUUGUUUGUGACUGUUAUGUAUUUGGCUGGUGUUCUUGUCUUUGCACUGAUUGUUGGUAAUGCAUGUGAUAUGAUAACGAGCAUGACCAUGGAAAGAUGUGAGAUUCAUACAAAGGUUUGUUGUUAAAACCAGGCUCUAUACUGAAAUUAUAUACUAAUCUGGUAUUGGUGGUGUGCCACAAGCGUAUAAGGCCUGUUCCAAAUUUGACAAUUUUACCCUGCCGCGAGGAGUCCUUAUUCCAAAGCUAGCCAUGCCAGCUUUUCGACAAGGAAAAUUUGUUCGUGUGUACGGUCGCCAAGGAAAACGUGACGAGUGCUCAAACUACAAAAAAACUUCUAUGGUUUUGGCAAACAAAAGAUGUGAGAUAAACCAGGGAUGUUUAACAACAUUCCGUGCAAUUCCGUGCAUAGGAACAACAAAACUUGUCAAGGGAAACUUUGUUGACCAUACCAUAGAAAGUAAACUUGUCAAGGACACUUGUCAAGAUGGGGCGGAAAUGAUGAAAACACGUUUGAGCUCACUUGCAUUAAGGCGGAUUUCCAGUCCUCGCACGAAGCUCCUCGCAGCUCGCUGCGAGUGCUUGCAUCUAAUUAAAAUUAACUGUUUAGCAUUGUGAUUGGAUGAAAGUGCUCAUGCAUGCACUCGCAGCGAGCUGCUCCUGGAAAUCCGCCUUUAGGUUCGGCACAUGAAAAGUUCGACGUCUGAAAUAGGCCUUACCUUGGACAGCGGUAGAUUGUUUGGUAACCUGGGUUUAAAAUUUUAUCCAACAACUAUCCAACAUCGUCCAAAAGUUGUUGAACCAACAAUAGUGGACGAUGGUGGACUCGUUUGAAUGGCGCUUAUGGAUGACGAGCAUAAGUUUCAAUCAAUCUCGUUCCCCGAGCCUGCGAUCCUCGGGAAGGAAUCGAAGGCUCUGGGAUAAUCCGUUACCGGAAGCCAAGAAUCCUGGCUAAGAUUGAACUACGCAUUUCAUUUCAAUGGCCAAUCAGAUUCCUCCCUGAAACGGAUUAUCCCAGAGCCUCGCGUUCCUUCCCGAGGAUCGCAGGCUCGGGGAACGAGAUUGAAGUUUCAAUAGGCUCAGCCAUCAGAUUAAAUCACGUUAGAAGCUCUUGACAAGAACAUGAAAGUUUCACGUGUAAUUAGAUAUUUAUUCCUGCUUUUCUAUGCCAUUGUUCAUUCUCAGAUUCCCACUAAUUCAUUGCUUCUUGAUUCAGCUAAAUGAGAUCAAACUGUACAUGCACGCCCACAAUGUUCCAGAACAGUUACAAAAACGUGUGAUAAAAUGGUUUGAUUACCUUUGGAUGGAGAAAAAUGACUUGCACGAUGAAGAUACAUUCAAGUGGUUACCAGAGAAAUGCAAGGCUGACCUUCUGCUUCAUGUUAACCUGGACACACUAAAGAAGGUAAGAACGUUUGAACAAAAUAACUUUAGGGGAGCUUAGGGGUUGCGUAUAUGGAUAGCUUAUUGUUUUUUUCCCUUUUUUCCAUUGCCCAUCAUUCAUGAGGUAAUCGAUUAGAAAUGGGGCCAAGUUGUUAAAUAAAAAAUCAGUUUCGUAAUAAAACUAAGGCAAUGAGUGUUAACGAUUCUUCCUGGUUAAGACACUAGUCUAUCACCAUUCACCUCUCUAACCUCAAAAGCAAUUGCUACUCAUGAAAAUUCAUGGCUAGUAUUGGCUUAAGCUGAAUAAACACAGAGAACACUCUACCAACACGAUAUAGAGUGUAAUUAUCUUGCAACAUUUAAAAUUUUUGCAACCGCUUUCUGAAUCUGCAGGUGGCAAUAUUUGAAGACUGUGAGCCAUCACUGCUACGUGAUCUUGUCAUUCGAUUACAGUUGACGCAAUGUUGCCCUGGAGACAAGGUAUGCCAGAAAGGGGAAGUGGGAAAUGAGAUGUAUAUCGUGAAUAAAGGAUUACUUCAGGUGGAGGUUGAUGGUCAUAUUGUUACUACUCUAUCUGCUGGAAAUCAUUUCGGAGAAAUCAGUAUUCUUGAUAUUGAAGGUGUCGGAAAUCGACGAACAGCAUCCAUACAUUCGCUUGGAUUUUCACAGCUUUUUAAGCUCAGCAAAAUUGAUCUUCAAGAGGUUAGUACUUCUCAUUGUUUGCGAAUUAAGAUGAAUAGUCUACAGCUGAAAACAGUGCAUCUCUCUAGUGCAUCUAGAUUUUAAUCUGACCAGUCAAUUGACAAUUAUUGAAUGAGGUUGAGCAGAAUAUGAAAAACACAGAGGCCUUGAUGAUUUUUCAUAUUCUGGGUGAAAACCGUAUUCGGUAAUUGUCUUAUUAUUUAUUUAAAAGAUGUAAAGGAUAAUUGUCUUAUUAUUUAUUUAAAAGAUGUAAAGGAUGUUCACAUGCCUCUGUGCGUAAAAAUUCUUCCAAAUAACAACGAAUCCUUUUGCCACUUGCAGAAAAUUCAUGCUCCUUUCUUUGAAAUAUUUGUCAAAAAAUAUUUCAGGACCUUUCCUUUUGUCGCUUUUUUGGUUUUCAUUCAUCUUUAUUUUUUUAAUUUUCAAAAUUCUGCUUUCUCAAAGUCUGCAAGCGACCAAAGGAGAAAUCAGUUUGUUUUUGUUCGUAAAGCCACAUCGUAUUAAUGGCAUGACGUCAUAGGGUCCGUAUUUGCAAUUGUUGACGUCAACGGUGCAAUAAUUUCCACUCAACUGCAUGCACAUUUGGUUUUUCAAAAUCUAAAAUAUUUAAAAGCAACAGAAAACUAAGAGGACGUUAAAAAACGAAAAAGCAAAUAGAGAAUUACGUAGAUCAUAAGAGCUUGCACAUCUUUAAGAAUCGAGAAAGGUAUAUGCUUGCGAAAUAUAGUGUGAGACGUGGGUACUGAGUUGAAAUUUUCUUCGCAUAAAAUUUAAUUGUGUAGUAUGGGAUAAAAACCAAACAUACUUGCAGCGCGGUUCGUCCGGGAUUGACGCACCUCGGAAGGCCGGCAGCUUCCCGAAAUCACCUCGCUUUGCUCGUUGAGUUCGGGAAACAUCCAGCCUCCCUUGGUGCGUCAAUCCCAAAAGAGCCACACUGCAAGUCUGUUUGUUAUGAGCUCACCUUCCCCAAAUCACGGCUGAUAAUCCAGCCUAAUGCAGCCUGGAAUUUCAGGUAUGUUAUCGAGUAUAUUGGUAUUCUGGUAACUCCCUGGCUAGGCCUGAUAGGCUUUAAUAAUUCCGAAUACUACAAAAACCUGAUCCAAGAAUUUGUUUCUUACUGAUAGAAAAUCAGUCGUGAUAACUCUAGCUAUAUUUAAUGAAGGUAUUAGAGGAUUACCCACACGCAAGAUGUGAACUGGAAGGAAAAGCAGUAGAAGUUUUAAAGAAAGAUCAGGAACGCAAAAAAUCACUUUGCCCUGGAGCUACAGCUGCUGAUGCAAGUAAGUUCAAAGUCAUAGAAAUUUUAUUAUUUUUACAAGACAACAGCUUCCAAAUUACAAUCAACUAUAAAUUACAAUCAAACAACUAUAAAUUACAAUCUUAAACCUAAGUAGGAUAUCUAAAAAACGUAACCAGUGUGAAUAUACUUUCUUUGUUGAUUGCAGACAACAAAGUUCAAUCUUCUUUGAACAAGCGUAACAAUGAAUAUAACUGUUUUGUUUUGUGGAAAAAAGCACAUGUAUUUAUUUCGAGAAUGUUUCAAUCGGUAAGCUGGAACGAAAUUUUGCAUGCAAACACAAACAAACGUUCCUGCAAAGCUACUGUUUCCCAAAAAAACAAUACAAGCUUGUUGCACGUCUUUGCAAAUUGCACGAUGAGCAAAAUAAUUCAAGAUGUCAGUUGUACAAAGAGUUGAUGUUUUGAUACAACUAUAUAUGUUGAACAAAUUUGAGAUCCUGUAUCAAGAUACUUGAAAUAGUUUUAGUCCGAUCUUCAAAAAUUUUUCAUAGUUUGAAACGAAACUGAGAAACGAAACGAUAGCCGAAAGGCCGUAUUGGCGUUUUCUCACAUUCUGUAGCUCAAAAAUUGGCUGUACUCUGACUACGAAUUCACUUGUUGUCACGCUUGUACUAUAAACCGGCCUCUAGUUCAGUUCUUGAAAGCCUGAAACCAUAUUCAAUAAAUUUUACAGACAAAAUAACCUGUGUUCUAUAGCGACUUAUUUUCUAAAGAAAGGUGUGAGGUCACCAUCUUAACUCUUUGCAUACUACGCCCGUGAUCACUCACUCGUCAAAACCGGCAAAACACACCCACUUUUUAUAUACAGACUUGUUGUCACUUUAAAGCUGACGGUAUAGGCUACCUACUGUUUGAGGUAUAGUUACAACUCCAACUAAAACAACUAACUAAAAUAACUACAUCACCAAAAACUUGCAAUUACAUGUAAGCGCAGAUACAUGUACGCUUAGCGUACCUAUUUUUGAUAAAAAAAUAAUAUGACUAAGAUAAUAUGAUAUGAAAAAUAAUAUGAUCAGAAAAGUUUAUGAAAAUAAAAAUUUCCACCGCCACCAAAUUACGCUUCUGACACUAAAUAACUUUUAUGAAUAUACUGUGAAUCCUCUAUGAGUCCCACGGGGUCUUGUUUAUUGCACUAGGUUUGGGUGGGGGUCAGUAAUGGAGACAGAAGCCAAAGGGCUUAUUAUAGAGUGGAUUUUGCCUUAUUAUAGAGUGGAUUUUGCCGAAUUGCAGCAUGUAAGCAAAGGCAAAAGACUAACGUAAACUUCCAUGCGAACUCGUAAAUCAAAUCAAUACACAUGUUUCUUUCGACUUAAUUUCCUGAUUUUCCUCCUCUGAAUUUGAAAAGGGAGGCUUAUUUGAGAGGAGCAAAAACUCACCUAUCAUAUUUUAUACAUGCAAACUGUAGGUUCAAUAGAUUGGUUGUGCGCUGACUCAUCAACACUGCUGGAGCAGGUGCGUCAAGUAGAGAUGAAGCUGAAAGAAAAAAAGAUGAAGAGUUUCAAAGAGAAAAUCAAGAGAGAACAAGAAAUCAAAAGCAGGCAACUUAUUAAAUCAUUUGUGCAACAAAAUUGCAGUAAUGGCCAGCAUGCACAGGAAUUCUUGGAAGAACUAGUACAAUCUUCGGAUCGGACAAUAGAAACAUAA
Molecule: messenger RNA, 7765 nt
Organism: Paramuricea clavata
Lineage: Eukaryota; Metazoa; Cnidaria; Anthozoa; Malacalcyonacea; Plexauridae
Source: the annotation of a GenBank genome assembly